This is a messenger RNA of Dioscorea cayenensis subsp. rotundata (Guinea yam), 998 nucleotides long. Its product is annotated as ACD11 homolog protein. Gene Ontology annotation, molecular function: ceramide 1-phosphate transfer activity; ceramide 1-phosphate binding. Bases 93 to 764 code for a protein of 223 amino acids. The transcript is spliced from 4 exons. Gene Ontology annotation, cellular component: membrane; cytosol; cytoplasm. Lineage: Eukaryota; Viridiplantae; Streptophyta; Magnoliopsida; Dioscoreales; Dioscoreaceae. The record is from RefSeq and is a predicted model, not a curated record. Gene Ontology annotation, biological process: ceramide transport; intermembrane lipid transfer.
GCUCACGACCUCACUCUUCUCCAUGCGAAUCCCUUCGCUCGCGCGCCCUCUUCCAAUGACUCCUCCAUUGGACCUCUCCUUCCACGAUCGCCAUGGCCGAGGAGGAGGACGAGCUAGUGAAGCCCAAGCCCUCGUUGCCCUACUUCAAGGACGCACCCUGUUCAGGGACGUCCCUCGCUACCCUUGCCGAGGGCUUUGAGGAUCUUGCUAGGAAGCUUGAGAGCGGAGAUGAUGAUCUCCGAUUAGAUGCCUUUUCUUAUGCUUGUUCUCUUGUCUCCGUAUUGUUUGGAUGCCUUGGCAUUGCGUUCAAGUUUGCUGAGAUUGAGUAUGUUUCCAAGGUGGAUGAACUUUAUGAAGCUUCAAAGACAUAUGAUACUUUAAAGAAUGUGUUGGACUAUGAUGUUGAGCAAGAUACUGUUAAAAAGCCAGGUAGCCAUUCACGCCAUCUGCGUCGAGUGAGAUUGGGUCUUGACCUUAUCAAAGCUUUAUUCAAGCAGUUUUUAUUGUCCAAUGAUAACUCCCUAAGAGAAGCUGCUUCAACUGCUUAUGCACAAACUUGUGCUCCAUUCCACCCCUGGGCAGUCAGGAAGGCUGUUGGUGCUGGGAUGUAUGCUCUUCCGACAAGAGAACAACUGAUGUUGAAUUUGAAUGAAACUGAUGAUUCUAUACAGAAAGAAAUGACAAGAUAUAUAAUCGCGUCUAGCUCCAUUAUAGAUUACAUUGACAAUCUUUAUACUUCAAGGAACAUAUCUUUGGAUUGGUAAGAAACUCUCAUUCUGGAGUACAUUUGUUGCUGCAGUUAUCUAGUUGCCACUCUGCUGUUCCAGUUUUUGCUGUUAGAAUUGCUCUUCUUGGACUAGAGGUUUUUUUCCUCCUUUUUUAAUUUUAAUUUUUUUUUUUUUUUUUUUUUUCUUUUUUGGCACUUUUUGGUGUGUUUGACUAUGAUGAUUCAAUCAUAGGAUAUCCUGCUAAAUAAAAAAGGUUUUGAUUUAUUUGUA